AAACCAUGCCUUGGAUUUGGAUAGUUUGUUCCAUACCCCUAGUAAUGGGAUCUUAUUUCGAUUUUAUUGUGGAUAAUGAUGAAAUUUUCGAAAAGUGUCCAGAUCGACCAGAGGCAAUGGGAAUUCAUGAUAUUGUUGAUUUUUCGGAAUUUAUAAUUGAAUUCAAAGAGGGUUAUGUUAGCGGCAGGGGCCAAAUGACAAUGCAUUGGAAGGGUGUGGAAGCCACGGAUCGUGUUGAUGGUUACUCUGCGCUCUUCAAAUUUCAACGUGGCACUUGGCAGCCAACAACCGUACUGGUACAUGAAUUUAACUUCUGUAAGCGACAAUUUGAUGCCACCACAAUAUGGUAUAAUGUCUGGAGUCGUCACAUACGCCGGGAGGACCAAAAAUGCAUAAAUAAUUAUGGACAUGUCUACCAUUACGAACCAUUUGAUGUGGAGACUGUCAGCUAUUUUCCCACCAACAUGGAGGGGCGUCAUAAAAUCGUCAUCCACCUGGAUGCCUAUGACAAGUUAAAUGUUCGACGUUCCAAUGCUGAAGUGUGUUUUCAAAUUUCUGGUGAAUUUAUUAAAGUGAAAUGA
Messenger RNA from Musca domestica (house fly), 581 nucleotides. RefSeq lists its product as uncharacterized. Lineage: Eukaryota; Metazoa; Arthropoda; Insecta; Diptera; Muscidae. The record is from RefSeq and is a predicted model, not a curated record. The transcript is spliced from 3 exons. The coding region runs from base 6 to 581 and encodes 191 amino acids.